Ectocarpus siliculosus is the source of this 1388-nucleotide messenger RNA. NCBI's taxonomy places the organism in Eukaryota, Phaeophyceae, Ectocarpales, Ectocarpaceae. The record is from the annotation of a GenBank genome assembly.
AUGGCCGUGGUUGCAUCGCCGCUCUUCUGGUCGUAUCUCCUCGGCUGGGCACCACGGGUAAACGUGCUACCUGCUUGUUUGGUAGCACUGGCUUUGUUGGACGCCCGGGGGUACCUGGCGGAGGGGCUCGGACACGCGGUUGAUGAAAGCAAGCUUCGUUCUUGCGCACUGCGGCACCGUCGGUUUUUCUGCGCCAACGAGAUUUCCCGCCCGUACGACUAUUCCGCGGGGCGCAACCUGAACAUCAUCCAGACCCAGAGCGGCGAGGAAGACGGACCCUUGUUCGACAACGAGCGCGCUAACGGGACAACCUACUACUACCAUCCCGCCAAGGCCAAGUCCAAAUACUGCAACGUGAUCGACUUCGGGGUGGGCAUCAUCAGACCUGAUUGGCUGGAAGGCGCCACCUACCUUGGGGAGGAGGAGUGCGGCAUCUACCAGUGCCACAAGUGGGAGCAGGGCGAGAUCCCGGAAGCUCACGCCAGAUUUCUAGGCCUGCGCACCCCUGACGAAGACGUCCGCCCCUCCAAAACAGCCGUCGCGGACCUGGCUCAAGAAAAUUCCAGGAAUAUUCCCGGCCAAAUGCAGUCGUUCUUAUCUGCCGCUUCGGAAGAGGCGGGGGUGUUGGGGCGAGGGGUAUCACGCGAAGAAGGAGGGGUGUCGCUGAGGGGGGGUGACGCAGAUGCAGGGGGUUCGAGGGGGGGGGAAGGCGACCGAUUCAUCACCUACUGGAGCGAGAAGGGCACCGACCGACCCGUGAAGUGGCUGUUCUUCAACGAUGCGCUCUUCCAGGUUAUCCGGUUUGACGAAGGGGCUACCAUGCCCGACCACGCGUUCAAGAUCCCUGACUACUGCUUCGAGGAGGACCGAAACGAGUGAAAUUCCACCACGUAUAUUCCACAGCACAUACGGAAAGGCCUGCGAUGGUUGCAAUUAUGGGAUUUCUUGCCCCGGAGAAGGCGGUUCGGAUCUAGGGAGAGGAGUAAUGAAACGGUCCCGUUCCUCCAAGUCUUUUUUUUCACAGGACUCUUCAGGAGGAAGAAAGACCCUUGCAUCCGGCGGGCGUUCUUGGAUAUACACUUGGAUUGUAGAUAACAGAGGAAGACAAACAUAAAUUCCAACCUUUGUGCACCGCAGAUUGACGUUGGUGAGAGAACGGUUGUGUGAAAUCACGCGGAGCUCAAAGCAUCAGGAGUUGAAGAGUGCGUGAAGUGACUGCAGCAAAGAAUUCCGUUUUGGGCAGGAUUCAUGGAGACCUAUACAUAGUGAGUGCGAGCAAUAAUCUCCCGCGGAGUGUUCAACCAUGGGACCAAGUCCAACUAUUGAUGCCUCUGGUGAGCAAGAGGGUAUGCCCUGUCCCCUGACCAAGGGUUUCAUGAAUGAAGGUC